Molecule: messenger RNA, 294 nt
Organism: Bipolaris sorokiniana ND90Pr
Lineage: Eukaryota; Fungi; Ascomycota; Dothideomycetes; Pleosporales; Pleosporaceae
Exons: 3
Coding region: 1-294 (97 amino acids)
Source: RefSeq, a predicted model, not a curated record
AUGGCAACACAGGAGAGCUACGUGCAAAAGCUACAGCACUACUGCGCUACCAACCAGAUUGCCCAGCCCCAGUUCCAGGACUACUCUGACCCACGAGGCAUACGCACAGCCUGGUCAAGCAGUGUCUUUGUCCAUGGCCGUGAAUACCGAGCCGCGCUAUGGCGAGACUACCGCUACCUCGAGCAAUCCCGAGAAGAAGCCGCUGAAGUGGCCUGGAAGGCCCUUCAAUCCGCCGCCGCAACCACCAACGCAAACCAGACACAAUACAACCGUUCCUUUGGGGCGUCCCGAUAA